GGAAUAUUCAAUUUUUUCCAUUUAUAGUUCCUAUUGUUUUAGGAUGAAAGCGAAGAAAACUUCCACUCCAGAACGGGAAACGAACGAAACUCUACAAUGUGAUCUAUCAAUGAUUUCCCCUCUGGAUUUAAGUGUUUCAUCGAACAACAUUGCUACAGGGGCUGCAGGUGUGUCAGAAGCAACCCGAGACACUAAAAGCUCUUUAGCCCGAACAAAAUCCUUGGAUUGUCUCCCAACCAUUGCCGAAUCCAAGCAUAAACCAGCUUCUAGGAGAGAUGAUACCUGUAGACCCACUGAAGACGACUUAGCCGCUGCCGUUUCUAAUGCCAAUUUAAGAUCAAAACUAAUGAAAUAUCUCGUGGAAAAAUGCACGGAACACAUGCAGAAGAACUUGGAUGAAGAUUUAUACAGACUACAAAAGGAAAUUGAGAAAGAACAAGAGAGAGAAAAUGAAUUGAAAUAUAGACUCAAAACAAUACAAAUGAACAAAGAAAUUGAGAAAAUGUUGGAUACUAAUGGAAGAAACAUAGAAAAUCUCGUUGAGAACCUCAAAGCUAGAAACGCUGCUGAAAAUUUCAAGUUGAAAUGUGAUGCUAUUGCUAAAGAACUGGAGAAAAAUAAAGAUAGAAUUAUUUGCACCAACAUAAAUAUUCCAGAAAAUGAUGAAUCGAAUGAAAAAUUACAGCUGAUUAUUGGCGAGACUAGAGAAGCUUACGAAGAUUUGACAUCAGAAUUAGCGAAACAACAGAUUGAUGAGAAAGUAGUUGAAGCACUAGGUAAAACUUUGCAGGUAACCGAAGAGUUCGCAGGUAGACAAAAAAGAUGUGAAGAAGGCCUCAAACAAUUGAAAACUCUAACAGCACGAGAGAAUACUUUGAGGACUAUGGUUGCGAUAGAAGAGAAGAUGAAUAAAAAAUGGAAAAACGGCUUCUUAUAGAUGAAGUAUUUUUUAAAUUUCAGUCAGUUUGUUGAUUUAUUGUUGUAAGUCUUCUAGUGAUUUAAUAACAGAUUUUAAUAAUUAGAUUGAAUACUUUUCGGCGUUUCAAAGGCUAUUUUCCAGACCUAGAUCAUCAAUAUUCUCUAUAUAAAUCGAUCAUUCC
This is a messenger RNA of Nilaparvata lugens (brown planthopper), 1100 nucleotides long. RefSeq names its product centrosomal protein of 162 kDa-like. NCBI's taxonomy places the organism in Eukaryota, Metazoa, Arthropoda, Insecta, Hemiptera, Delphacidae. Bases 44 to 937 code for a protein of 297 amino acids. The record is from RefSeq and is a predicted model, not a curated record. The transcript is spliced from 7 exons.